Messenger RNA from Pyrgilauda ruficollis (rufous-necked snowfinch), 3258 nucleotides. It is a transcript of the gene ETF1, whose product is annotated as eukaryotic translation termination factor 1. The coding region runs from base 30 to 1244 and encodes 404 amino acids. The record is from RefSeq and is a predicted model, not a curated record. Gene Ontology annotation, molecular function: sequence-specific mRNA binding; translation release factor activity, codon specific. Gene Ontology annotation, biological process: cytoplasmic translational termination. NCBI's taxonomy places the organism in Eukaryota, Metazoa, Chordata, Aves, Passeriformes, Passeridae. Gene Ontology annotation, cellular component: translation release factor complex; cytosol. The transcript is spliced from 10 exons.
CCGGGAAGGCGGCGGGCAAUGGUACCAGCAUGAUCUCGUUGAUCAUUCCCCCCAAAGACCAGAUCUCACGAGUGGCAAAAAUGUUAGCGGACGAGUUUGGCACUGCCUCCAACAUAAAGUCCAGAGUGAAUCGCCUUUCAGUACUGGGAGCCAUUACAUCUGUACAGCAAAGACUGAAACUCUAUAACAAAGUACCUCCAAAUGGUCUGGUUGUUUACUGUGGAACAAUUGUGACAGAAGAAGGAAAAGAGAAGAAAGUCAACAUUGACUUUGAACCUUUCAAACCAAUCAAUACAUCGUUGUAUUUGUGUGACAACAAAUUCCACACGGAGGCCCUCACGGCGCUGCUCUCCGACGACAGCAAGUUUGGCUUUAUUGUAAUAGAUGGGAGCGGGGCACUCUUCGGAACUCUCCAAGGAAACACACGGGAAGUGCUGCACAAAUUCACUGUGGAUCUUCCAAAGAAGCACGGCAGAGGAGGUCAGUCUGCCCUGCGCUUUGCCCGCCUGCGCAUGGAGAAGAGGCACAACUACGUGCGCAAGGUGGCUGAGACGGCCGUGCAGCUCUUCAUCUCCGGGGACAAGGUCAACGUGGCCGGGCUCGUCCUCGCUGGCUCGGCCGACUUCAAAACUGAGCUGAGUCAAUCUGACAUGUUUGAUCAGCGGUUGCAAUCCAAAGUGCUCAAACUAGUUGAUAUUUCAUAUGGAGGAGAAAAUGGCUUCAAUCAAGCAAUUGAGUUGUCAACUGAGGUCCUCUCCAAUGUGAAAUUCAUCCAAGAGAAAAAGCUAAUAGGACGAUACUUCGAUGAGAUCAGCCAGGACACGGGGAAGUACUGCUUUGGUGUGGAAGAUACACUAAAAGCUUUGGAAAUGGGAGCAGUAGAGAUCCUGAUAGUCUAUGAAAACCUGGAUAUCAUGAGAUACGUCCUGCACUGCCAAGGCACGGAGGAGGAGAAGAUCCUGUAUUUGACACCAGAGCAAGAGAAGGAUAAAUCCCACUUCACAGACAAGGAGACUGGGCAGGAACAUGAACUCAUAGAAAGUAUGCCCCUCCUGGAGUGGUUUGCAAACAACUACAAGAAAUUUGGAGCAACCUUGGAAAUUGUUACAGACAAAUCACAAGAAGGAUCCCAAUUUGUGAAAGGAUUUGGAGGAAUUGGAGGUAUCUUGCGGUACCGGGUGGACUUCCAGGGCAUGGAAUACCAAGGAGGAGACGAUGAAUUUUUUGACCUUGAUGACUACUAGGUAGUCGAGCUGGGUCCGGCAACACGUGCCUCGCCCCUCCAGCAUCCAACCCAAGGAGCAAACUCAUGGUGGAAUACACAACUGAUCCCUGCCUUAGAAUUGGAACAUUUCCAGAACUUGAUCCACGAGCAUUUGGAUUUAAGAAAGCAAAACCCUACACUUUGAUUUGUCAUAGUGUCAGUACAGCAGCAAACUACUAAGUUCCUAUAUGCCACUUUGGACUAAUUUAAAAAGAAUCCCAGUUUUUACUUUUACUCAAUGGUGAAAUUGGUUGCUCUUGUAUUUUAUGGAAAUGAUUUUUUUAACCUUCAUGAUACAUUAACUGCUGUAAACCUCUUCCUUCCAAAAUUAAUAGAAGUAAGAUCCUACUGGUUUGUUUCUUUAUACUUUGAUUGGAGAAAUCAAUUGCUGCAUUUGGCAGCGCCGUGACCCAUUUACAUGGCAUUCUCAGCUUAGCCUGCAGAAGAAAUGGAACGAGGUUGGAGCCAUAAUUCUCUUCAAAAGCUUGAGGAGGCACUGACCUGGGUGCUGGUUCAUUACAUGUGGCUUGCAAAUUCUGAUGGUUUGGGGAGGCUCACCAGCCGAACGUGCUUUAAUCUAUUUGCAGAAACACUGCUCUUACAAACUAGGAAAUGCACUUCAUGGAUUGCAAUGAAAAUGCUGCUGGAGUCUUGGGCUUAAUUUGGAUUUGAACAGUGCAGCCUUCAGGAAUUUUUUUUUUUCAGUUUUGACAAAAAUAAACAUGAGAUUUCAGUGAAGUAAGGUACACUUGGCUUUUUGUUCCUCAGUAAGUUUUUCUUUUUGCUUUAGGACUGCGUAAGGUUUCCUUGAUUAUGUGAAUUUGAGCCCACAGGUCUUAAAUGGAAGUGGGUGUUUGACAGGAAUACUGAGUCAGUGGAGUGAAGGCUGAAUUAGUGCUGGGAGUGUGGAAUAUUUGAUUCUGAUCCGUGGAGCACUGGCAUAGCCCUGGGAACACCCAGCUCCCAGCAGUGUCUGUCCUGUGGGGAUGUGCCCUUCAGGAGGUGAAGGAUCACCUCUGGAUGGUCCCAGGCUUUGUGUCCUGCCUGUUCCACAGAGCAUCCAUAGAUCAGGGAGUUCAUCCUUGGGGUAUGUCCAGCCUGCUGGUGACACUCUGGGGGUCAGGGGCCAUGCAGGCCAAGGGAGCAGUGGCUCAAGGGCAGGUCCUGUCCCAGGGGAGCAGUGACACAAGGGCAGGUCCUGUCCCAGGGGAGCAGUGACACAAGGGCAGGUCCUGUCCCAGGGGAGCAGUGGCCCAGCAGAGCUCAGGUCCUGCUCCCUCCCUGGGGGUUCUCGCAGCGUGGCUCCCGGUGCUUCCCUCAGGAGCAGCUCCUGUUCCAGCUGCAAACCUUUGCCUCUUGUCCUGGUUCACUUGAACAGAGGGAGCUUCUCUUCAAAUUUCUGCCACACUGUUGUUUGAGGUCCAAAAUUCCUGUCCUUGUGAGCAAUACCAUUUGUCCCCCUGGUCCCUACCCUGACCGGCGGCUUCACUGUCGUCCUCACAUCCAAGCUGGAAUCUCUCCCAGGAGAUGGGGCUGGGUCUGCUCAGGGCUGAGCACAGCCCUGGCCCUCACAGCAGUAUGUUCUGGAUUUUGCCAUUGUAAAUGGGUCUAAUGUGACAUGACAAGACCACAAAAAUUGGUUGUAAAUUUACAUUUUUGAAUAUACUGCUUGUUGUUUCACAUGAUACAUUAGGGUAUGCAGCUCCUUUUUGUAGUUUUUAUUUUUACUAUUUAAGUUUGGAAAUGAUGCCAAAUUUUUGUAUUUCUUUAAUCAAUGUGUUCUCUUCAGUGAUAUAUAUUGCAUUAUAUAUUGAUGUGUAUAUCAAUAUAUACUGAUAUGUAUUACACUUACACAUGCAAACACACUCAGUGGGGGUGGGAGAUCCUAGCCUUCGCAUACUAUAUAGCCUCUGCAGAGAGAUCCCAAGCAGUGAUAUCUUGGUGUUGUGAUGUACAGAAAUGGAGAAGAGUAUUAAACCAUAUUUAAGAAUAUA